GCGGAGAGAGCAGAGGGCGGCGCGCGCGCGUAGCGGGGGCUAGCCAAGACUGUGCGGCUCGGGAGCUGAGGUCCGUGGUGUGGUGUCGUCGUCGACCCGUCACACACAAAAGCAAGAUGGAGGAUCUCGUAGUCGAAGUAUGCGGCGAAAACGGAGCGUAUUACAAGGCCUUUGUCAGGGACGUUUAUGACACCGAUGUUCUGGUGGCUUUCGAAAAUGACUGGCAACCAGAGUCCAAAUUUUCUUUUUCCAAAGUUCGUCUACCUCCCAAGGAAGGUUCAAAGCCUGAAUUUCAAGAAAAUCAAGAAAUUGAAGUGUUCUCCAGGGCAAAUGACCAGGAGGCAAGCGGGUGGUGGAGGGCUGUUAUUAAUAUGACCAAGGGUGGUUUUCAAGUCAUUGAAUAUCUGGGAUGGGACUGUGCUUACACCGAAAUUGUUGCCAGUGAGAGAUUAAGACCGAAAAAUCCUAACCCUCCUAUUGACAAAAAUACAUUUCACAAGGUGGAAAUAGAUGUGCCUGAAGACCUGAGAGAAUAUGCAAAAAUGGAUGGUGUACACAAAGAAUUCCAAAAAGUGAUAGGGGCAGCAGUGUUACGAUAUGUGCCUGAACGUGGAGUAUUGCUGGCCAUCUCCCGUCAAGAGAAUCUACAUCGACACUGCAGUAUGCUGCAAGACAUGCAUUUUCGUAAUUUGUCACAAAAGGUACUUUUAUUGAAGAGGACAGAAGAAGCUGCACGUCAGUUGGAGUCCACCAAGCUUCAAACUACAGGAGUCAAAUAUAGAUCUUCAAACUUUGUAUACCAACGUGUCUCAGAUUAUGAGACAGGAGUUAAAGGAAACUCAAGCUAUACAGAUGAGUUUAAUGUGAGGGAGGAUUUAAUGGGCUUGGCUAUUGGAGCUCAUGGAGCUAACAUCCAACAGGCAAGAAAAGUAGAAGGGAUUACCAACAUUGAAUUAGAGGAAAACUCUUGUACUUUUAAAAUUUAUGGAGAGAGUCAUGAAGCUGUGAAAAAGGCUCGUUCCAUGUUGGAAUACAGUGAAGAAUCCAUACAGGUUCCACGUGUAUUGGUUGGAAAAGUCAUUGGGAAAAACGGCAGAAUCAUCCAGGAAAUCGUGGAUAAGAGUGGGGUGGUGAGAGUGAAGAUCGAAGGUGACAACGAGCCUCAGCCAACAAUUCCAAGAGAAGAAGGUCAAGUACCAUUCGUGUUUGUUGGUACUGUUGAGAGUAUCUCAAACGCCAAAGUCCUUUUGGAAUAUCAUUUGGCUCACCUUAAGGAAGUUGAGCAGUUGCGGCAAGAGAAGCUAGAGAUCGAUCAACAGUUGAGGAGUAUUCACGGAUCGAAUACAGGACCAAUCCACAGUUUCCAACCAACGAGGCGAGGCAUGUCCAUGGGUCCAGACGAUGGUAGUAACAGUCGUGGUGGCCGUGGUGGCCAAUCCAGAGGGCGUGGUGGACGAGGUAGAGCUCCUGCAAGGCACAAUAGUGGUAUGCGUCGUGAUACAAUGGAUAGUAACGACGAUCGAAUCCGAGACCUGCCACCUCGAGGAGGUCAUCAAGGUAGUUCUGGUUACGGUCGACAGGGUGGAGGUGGCGGAGGACGGCCAAACACGCAACGUCGAGACCGCAGGGAUGAUCGUCGCCGGACUACUGACGACGAGGACACUGUUCUCGACAGCCAGGACGUGUCGAGUGUCGACAGAGAGUCGGUAUCGAGCAUGGAAGGUGGUACCAGAGGAUCGAAAAGACGUUCACGACGGUAUCGUCAGCGCAGCGCGACGCCGACCCGUAGUAGACGAGGCAGUAGUGUAGGUCAAGGUGACCAGUCAGGCGGCAGCAUCCAGAGUAAGGAGAUAACGCCGUCGAAUAACGACAUCUCAGCGUCGACGAACAACACUGGUAGUAACCAACAACAGCAGCAGCAAUCCCAACCAGGUGGUCCGAAAGGUCAACGAGAGCAGCGGCCACGCUAUGCUAGAGUAUCACAAAACAGCAAGCCCAAGGAAACCAUGGUUAACGGGACGAGCGGUUAAGUUCGUUUCGCUCUCGCUUGUCGAGGCAAACACACAAAACACUCACUUCCCCUCAACGACGAACUAAAAUGGAAGCUAAAGAGAGAGCUAUCGUUUUUUCACGGGACAGAUAAACCAUUUUUUUAUGUGCGACGAGCGUUACGAGAGUCUAAACACAAUAUUAAGCGAUGUCAAAAGGUGUAAGGGUUCAGCGUUGCGACGAAUUUGAAAGCUGAAGCUAAUGAAAAAGAAAACACGUCACGGUUAACAAUGAGACAAAAUGAUUAUAACGAAAAAUGGAUAAAAAAGUACUAAGUAAUAAUGGUGUUCGAGAGAACUUCCCACGACGCGAUAUAUAUUAACGUAUAUAUAUAUAUAUAUCUAUAUAUAUAUACAUAUAAAUAUAAUGGUGUAUAUUGUAAACCCAACAAAAUGAGCUACCUACAUCAGCACGCAACAUGACGCAUUAACCUCUACUCACUAAUGGACUACACACGAUUUUUGAACGCGACAUAAAGAUUAACCUAUGCUCGUCAGUAAGACUGUUUGCUACCGAUAAGAAAAAAAAAACAAGUAUCGACAUUAUAAUCGACGGUCAUUCAUCUUAAAAUGAUAAAAAGGAUUAAAAAAAUACAAAAAAAUUUAAAAGACAUUUAUUAUAUUUAUGCAUGAUUUAGUUUAAAACAAGAAAAUAAAGUAAAGCGAGCGGUGACUGUGUGUUAAAUCACAGAAACGGCCCCUUCGCCUGUGGUUCGACAUAUACGGACGCAUUCAUUGGGAGGCAGUAGCUAAAACAGCGGCCGCACAAUUGGAUCGAAAAGAGAAACAAUACUCCCUUGAUCGUGAAAACUGUGCCUCAUUUUUUAUACUCAAAUCUCGAUUGACGGCACCAAUUCGUGGGUGAGCCGGAUAUCCGUAGUUGUGAACGCACCAAAAGUUGGCGUUGAUGCAGUGUAGGCUUGAUCGUACUUUUUUAAAACUAAAAGUAAAAAGAUAAAUUCAUUUUUUAGAUAAUGAAAUCUGUCAAGCGUACACUGUGUUUACGUCAAUUAUGUUUGGCGUUUUCGCUCUAGUAACGAGUUGAAGAAAUAGGCAAGUCGACUGUUUUUUUUAAAGACUAGCGUAUAACAUCGUUACUAGUACGAAAGACACCAUCGAUGCGAAGAUCUCAACAUCAACUUUGAUGAAAAUGACAAACUUAAACACGAUAAGUUGAGAUGAUAAAUGGAGAUUACAAAAAAAAAGAGAGAAACCGGAACGGCAGCUGUAGUUAAUCCUAGUUAUGUCAGUGUCCCAAUGAUGUUCCUUAAAUUUUGUUCUUUACAUAAUUGAGUUUUUUCUUUUCUUUUAUUCUUUCGUUUACGAUUACUAGUAGUUACAUAAAUCACAAAGCUAGAUUUUUAUGUUUCAGUGCAGUGCUAAUUACUGGAUUAUUAGUUUAUAAAAUAUUUGCCGAUAAAAUUGGCUAACAGUAAGAUUUAAAAAAAAAAUACAAAAAAAUAGUAAUAAAUAAAUGAUCAGAAAAUAAAAAAUAAUCAAGAUCAAAAAAACGGCCCGUGCAUGCGUCGUGUUGAAAGAUGUCGAAAAAAGUGGCGCUUAAGAGCGUUAAAAAAAGGGUUGAUUCACUUUUUCCUCGGCUACGCUUUACCCGUCGCUGUGCAAAUAUCGUGCUGUUUUUUCCAAGUUUUAUCGUACUUCUUUAAAUCCUCGUUUUUCUCCCUUUUAGCUGCGUUAAAAGCGUAAGUGCUGCAACUAUGACAGCUGACAAAAAAAAUUAAAAAAACAAAAAAAAAAGACUAGAACAGUUGCCAGCUCCCCGCCCAAAUCUCAUACAAUGUUUUCAUGUAAUUUGUACGAGGACAAAAAAAUAAACGUAUACUUAGCGAUACCAGUUUAUGAUGUGCCAGAGAAGGAAUGAUACAUGUUUUUAAUGAUAUCUAGCUGAAGCGAAGACUUAGCGAGCGCGCAUACCUUUAUUACUAUAUUAUAUCUUGGUAGAAAUGUGAAUGUCUGAACAAUUAAAGUUAGCUUUACUGUACCAAAAGCUAUUAAAAACAAAAAAAUAGAUAUGGUCAACGGUCAAUGAUAAAUUGAAGAAUCGUUCAAUUUAAUGAAACUGUGGUAUUUCUUCUUCCGGAUAUGACAACAACCAAUCGGACGUGUCUGAUAUAGUUAUUGUGAAAACGAAAAGCUAAUCAAGUGAAAGAAUCACAAUGAAAAAAUAUAUCUACGUACGCCAGUUGAAUAAAACUAUCGUAUAACUCGACACCUACAAAUAAAGUAGCUACUCCUACGAACAUCAUGAGAAGUUACACUAUAUCACUGUAAGGCGGCAAAAAAAACUGAGAUAUCCCCCAACUUGCUUGUUUCAGAUACAUUUGUAUUGAUUGCAAUUUGUGCAUAAUUUAAGAAU
Molecule: messenger RNA, 4422 nt
Organism: Phymastichus coffea
Lineage: Eukaryota; Metazoa; Arthropoda; Insecta; Hymenoptera; Eulophidae
Gene: Fmr1
Product: fragile X messenger ribonucleoprotein 1 homolog
Exons: 14
Coding region: 117-2030 (637 amino acids)
Biological process (GO): regulation of dendritic spine development; regulation of dendrite morphogenesis; central nervous system development
Cellular component (GO): axon; dendritic spine; membrane
Molecular function (GO): mRNA 3'-UTR binding; protein homodimerization activity; translation regulator activity
Source: RefSeq, a predicted model, not a curated record